This is a messenger RNA of Chaetomium strumarium, 2165 nucleotides long. RefSeq names its product PhoD-like phosphatase-domain-containing protein. The record is from RefSeq and is a predicted model, not a curated record. The transcript is spliced from 4 exons. Bases 96 to 1973 code for a protein of 625 amino acids. NCBI's taxonomy places the organism in Eukaryota, Fungi, Ascomycota, Sordariomycetes, Sordariales, Chaetomiaceae.
GACAGCGACCUCUUUAAACUACAAGCACCUUCAAAUCGUGACUCUCAUACAUCAUCUGGCGCGGUUAUCAGGAGGUACGGCUGUCAAAAGCCAAGAUGGCGACAACGCAGACCAAGGUCGCAACUGCGGCCUCAAUUGGGCUGCGUGCGGCUUCCUAUAUCUUCUUGAGAUGGGCGCUAGCACCUGUUCUCCCUGCCAUCGUCUUCACCCUUUUCGCGGUCUACCUGCCCGCUUUCAUCUCGGGCUAUCGGAAUGAGCCCAAGUACGAGCUUGUUGAUGAAUAUGACCUCACAGUUACGGAGACCACGGUGGACGAUCAAAAUGCUCCCGAAAGCAGCAACGAUGAAACACCGAGCGGUGAGGGGGAAGUUGUGGCCGAAAAUGUCACCAUCAAAGAGACCAUCUCCCUGAAGGACAGACCGCUCAAGCCGUGGCAGACACUGUUGACAGGCGCGCCAAACCCCCGGAGCCUGGCACUGUCCCUCGCCACGCUUUUACUCAACGGCCUCUUGGUUGGUUUCGUUGCUGACCGUCUCUUCCGCGAGCGCUACUAUCCCACGGAUGAUCUUUCGUUCGCCAGGGUUGGAUAUGUCUCGGAAAACGAGGCCAAGCUGCUUAUCCGGGAGCCAGACCAGUCCAAGAUGCCGGUCAACGUGGAAGUCCACAUCAAGGACCCCCAUCCUCCCUUUGACAACCCGCUGUGGCAGAAGGCCGGCGGUGUCAGGUGGACUACCAAUGAAAGCGACUACACGGCGGUUGUAUCGAUUCCUCUGCGACACUCGAAGCAGCGGACGUACGAGUGGCGGACCUCCAACAACCACUCUGGCGAGUUCACUGCUCCUCCGCCGGUUGGCCAGGCGGAUGAGAUCAACUCCGGCCCCUUCACCUUCUUGUCGACCUCCUGCAUUGUCCCCCGCCUGCCGUACAACCCCUUCCACCACCCGCUGUCCAUUCCGGGGUUCAAGUACCUCGCCCAGGCGCUUCCCUCUCUCAACGCCCAAUUCAUGCUCUUCCUCGGUGACUUCAUCUACGCCGACGUCCCGCGCUACUGGGACAAGUCCGCCAACUACUACCGGCAAAAGUACCGCCAAAUCUAUGCCUCACCGGACUGGCCGGCAGUUGGGCAGAACCUGAGCUGGAUCCAUGUGAUUGACGACCACGAGAUCGCCAAUGACUGGUCCGCCAACUCGACCGGCGUGUACGCCGCGGCCAUGGACCCCUUCUACAACUACCAAGCCGCGGUGAACCCGCCCCCGGCGAAGAAAGCCGGGUCUCUCAGCGCCCGUGCGGCCAACACGACAUACUUUGAGUUCACGCAGGGCCCGGCAAGCUUUUUCCUCUUGGACACCCGUUCCUUCCGCUCGAACAACAAGCUGCCGGUGGACAGCCCGGACAAGACGAUGCUCGGCGAGGAGCAACUCGCCGACUUUUUGGCGUGGCUGCAUCGGCCCGAGCCGAAGGGGGUCAAGUGGAAGAUUGUGGCGUCGUCGGUGCCUUUCACCAAGAACUGGCCCGUCAACCGGCAGGACACGUGGGGCGGCUUCCUGGCCGAGCGGCGCAAGGCGCUGGAGGCCAUGUGGGACGUGGCCAGCCGCGGGGUGGGCGUGGUUGUGCUGAGCGGCGACAGGCACGAGUUUGCAGCCACCAAGUUCCCGCCGCCGCCCGAGGACGAGAGAUGGCCCGAGAGCGCGACCGUGUGGGAGUUCUCGGUCAGCCCGCUCAGCCAGUUCUACUCGCCCUAUGCCACGUACCGGCAGACGGAUCAAGAGGAUGUUAUGGUCAAGUACAUCCACAAGGGUAACUCCAAGUUCGGGGCCAUCACCAUCGAGAAUCUGAGUCAGAAUGAGCAGAGCAGCUUGAAAUACCGGCUGUUCGUCGACGGGGCCGAGGUGUGGAAUACUGUGGUGCUCUCGCCGCCGGCGGUUGUGAGCGACAAGUCUUCGUUUUGGGACAGAUUUAGGGGUGGGAAAUAGAAUGGGUGCGAAAAUGUGGGAACGGAACAAGGAGAGAGGUUGGUGAGUUUACUGGCUGGAUGGGAACCUGGUUUCUACGGAAUUUGAACUCCCAGGAUUAGAUAGCGGAUAGGUUAUGGAGAGUUAUCAUAGAUAUGGCGCAGUUACAGACUCUCACUCACUAGACGAUUCUCUCCCCGUUCAAGGAGUCAA